This is a messenger RNA of Morus notabilis, 2176 nucleotides long. RefSeq lists its product as uncharacterized. The record is from RefSeq and is a predicted model, not a curated record. NCBI's taxonomy places the organism in Eukaryota, Viridiplantae, Streptophyta, Magnoliopsida, Rosales, Moraceae. The coding region runs from base 1147 to 1932 and encodes 261 amino acids. The transcript has 3 exons.
UGACCCUCUUUGUUUUUCCAUUUGAUAUUUUAGUACUGUUGAAACCCUAUGCCUAUGUUCUUUUGUCCUCUCCACUUCGACUUUUAGCCAGCCUUUUGGUCAUCAUCAACAUGUAUAAAAUAUUGUCUAUUUUAAGUGGACUGUAUAGAGAGAGCAAUUUGUUCCUAAAAAUCAGUUAUUAGUAAUAAAUCAGCCUGUUGAACUUAUGCAAUUGUUUACUAAGAUGAACAUGCACAAUAGUUUUGUUUGAUGUAGUUGAGUAAUUAUUCGGAUGGACACUAUUUUGCUUAUAGGUUGAAGUUUACCCUGUUUUUCAUGAAAAGAAACUGUUUGUCAUGAGAAAUUUCGGAAAUACAGUAACAAGAACCUAAUGUGAUUUGCCAGUGCUUCGUACUUCGGUUAGUAAAUUUAGUAACACAAAUUUAGUGAUUGUUAGCAGCUUGAAUCCCCUGUGAUAGGUUUGCACUCAUAACUGUUUUUGGUACCGCGUUUUCAAUAUUUGGUGCAUUAAUGCUCAUAUCCGCUUUUUGAUUACAUUUUUCCUUCCUGUUUCCAUAUACAUACUACACCUAAUACUUUCAAGAGAAGAUGUGUUGUUUGUUCUUAUUGGCCAGAUUAUUGGCAGUGAUGAUAUUUUGUUGGCAUAUGAGUUUCGUUGUAGCGCUAUCCUUUUGGUAUAAAGGCAGUCUGAGAACCGCCAUUCAUGCACUAUUCCUCCCCACUAAAAAGAGCGAUUGAUAAUCUCGAUAACCUAAACAAAAAUGCAGAAGUGAGGGCUAGUAGAAGGAUCCAACACUCGGUGAAAGAACCAAAAACAACAACGGACGUCAACCAGAAGCGGCAGAUUGGGAACAAUGGGCGAACGAUUUAUCCCCACUGUUUUCCUCCCCUAUUCCUCCAAGCUGAGUUAAAGAGGCCAAGGAAAGAUUGAAAAAGAAAUUCAAUGCGGAACUCGCCCUUCGCACAAAUACUGGCCUAGGAUGGGAUCCCGUGAAGAAUUUCCCUACUUGCACUGACGAAUAUUGGAAUGACUUCUGCAAGACACACAAGUGGGCAAAGCGUGCACGGAAAGACCCCCUGAAAAAUUAUGAGCUCUAUUACGAAGCGUUUGCAAGUAGGCGUGCAUGUGGUGCCUUCGAAACUGACAUGGAGGAGAAUGAAGAGGAAUAUGACACCUCUCAGCCACAAGUGGGGGAAGGUUACAUAGUUGGCGGCACCUCGCAAUCUCUAGAUGGUGAGGAAAGCUUUCUUAGAACAAUGAGGGGGCCCCUAAACUCCUCAGGUCGCCCAUUGAACAUUGCCUCUUCCUCGCGGCCAAUUUUGAAGCGACCAAGCAAAAGUGGCGGAAGACUGAUUGAUCCAGAAGCAAAAUCGGUUUUGAAAAGUAUAGCUACUACACUUAAAAGUCGACAGAAUAGUCGAGGCACAAGUUCAGGUGCUAGUCAGCCUGUUGCAACACCGAAUACAACUUUCAAGCAGUGUCAACAAAUUAUUGGUGAGAUGUCGCUUGAUGAUGAACAGAUUGUCUGUUUCGUUGAGUACUUAAAUUGGAACCCAAACUGUCAGGCCCUGUUCUUAUGCUUGAAUGAAAGUCAAAGGCUUGUGUACGCUUUGAAAACGUUGAAGUCCUUGGCCAAUCAGCCAAGUCCCUCCUUACAGCCACAAUUUUCCUUCUUUAUGAACCCCGCAGCUCCAUUUAUGGGUUCCCAAGCCUAUUUUAUGCCUCCACAGCAAAACUUCCCACAUCAGCAUGCACCUUUCCCCCAACGAGGCCCAAAUUUUAACCCACAACCACCAACUUUCCAGCAACCUACUCCAAAUUUCCAACAGCCCGCUCCUAACUUCCAACAUUCCCCACAAUAUUACAUGGGUAGUCAAUUUCCCAACUUUCCAAGGCAAUUUGGUGGGAAAGGGAGUGACAAUGUUGUGUAACCGCGACUUAGUGAUUCCAACAUUCCCCACAAUGUUGAGUCAUUUCUUUUCUCAUUUCUUUUAUGGAGACCUUUUUUAAAGUUUUCCAACCUGUAGUUAUCAUUUAUUUAAGACCGGCUCAGCUGUACUACGAUGUCUUGUGAGUGUUUUUUAUGUUGGAUUGUAUGAUUGAUUUAAGACAUCGACUCUAUGUAAUAGGUCUUAAUUUGAUGCUCUGAGCCUUCACUUCAAUUACUUAAUUUGA